Molecule: messenger RNA, 3431 nt
Organism: Cajanus cajan (pigeon pea)
Lineage: Eukaryota; Viridiplantae; Streptophyta; Magnoliopsida; Fabales; Fabaceae
Product: protein CHROMATIN REMODELING 35
Biological process (GO): gene silencing by siRNA-directed DNA methylation
Molecular function (GO): ATP binding
Source: RefSeq, a predicted model, not a curated record
ACUUUCACUACACAUUCUAUACUACUCAUCCAAUUCUUCAAUGCUUUCACUCUGCACUCUCAAAGCCAUUCCCUCUCUUCACUCGCAUAGUUAUCGAUGGAGUUUUCUGUUGAUGUGUUGGCAGCUAAACGCCCCCGUCCAGACGGAUUUUCCCCUGGCCCUGACAGAGACAAAAGACAGAAGUUAUCACAUGUUGUUGAGUACGGGAAUCCCCGAACAAUUACUCAUGUUCUGGGUCGUAUAGAGCACGAAAAAUUUGGAAGUGUCACAAAGGACAUAGAGGCCCUUGUUACCCGAAAAAUGCAGAUAUUGGGACGUUACUUUGCGAAAUAUCCCAGACUUGUUAAUCAAAUGUUGAAAGUGGAAAUGGACCACAAUGAAGAAGCUUUUAAGUUUGAAAAUAAAAAAGUUGCUGGUUUGAUACAUCAAAAUGUCGAGACUGAAAAGGGUGUUGAUGCAGCACCAUAUCCUAUUGUGAUUAUUGAUUCAGAUGAGGAAGAUGAUAGAGAUGAAAAAUCUAUUAUUCCAUUUCAUGAAGUUUUACAUGAGAAAGAUGAUAGAGAUAAAAAUGCUGUUGUUCCAUUUAUUGAAGUUUUGGACGAGAAAGAUGGUAGAGAUGAAAAAUCUGUUGUACCAUUUAUUGAAGUUUUAGAUGCGAAAGAUGAUAGAGAUAAAAAAUUUAUUGUUCCAUUUCAUGAAGUUUUAGAAGAGGAAGAUGAUAGAGAUAAAAAAUCUAUUGUUCCAUUUCAUGAAGUUGUGUUGCCGAGAUUAGUUGCAUCGUCUCAUGCGUUGAAGAGGAUUGGGUACCACACUCCCAUUCCAUACCACGGGGAAAGUGAAGAUCUAAAAACUGAGCCAAGUAUGGCUGGUAAAGGUAACUCUAGGGGCGAUAAAGGUGUUUAUAUUGGUGUACAAGAGCAAGAGGAUCAUCAUGUUGAUACUGAAGAUGAUGAUGAUCUACAAGAUAUUUGGAAGGAGAUGUCAAUGGCAAUAGAAUGUUCCAAAGAAGUUUCCGUGAAUCCUCCGCCAGAUAAAGAAGUAAAAGAAGAUGAAAACCCUCUGCCGGAUGAAGAAGUAAAUAAAUAUGAGGACUGUGAUCAUUCUUAUGUUUUAAAAGACGAUCUUGGUUAUGUUUGUCGCGUUUGUGGCAUUAUUGACCGAGGAAUUGAAACCAUAUUCGAGUUCCAGUACAAGGUUAAACGGAGCACAAGAACUUAUGCGUCUGAUUCACGGAAUACUAAAGAAAAAGGAGAUGUAUUUGGAAUAAAUGUUGCUGAAGAUGAGCUUAUAGUAACUGAAAUAUCAGCGCAUCCUAGACACAUGAAACAGAUGAAACCCCAUCAAGUUGAAGGAUUCAAUUUUCUUGUUAGAAAUCUUGCGGGUGACCAUCCUGGGGGCUGCAUCUUGGCCCAUGCUCCAGGAUCUGGGAAAACAUUUAUGAUAAUCAGUUUCAUGCAAAGUUUUCUAGGCAAGUAUCCUAACGCAAGACCCUUAGUGGUGCUUCCUAAGGGAAUAUUGUCAACAUGGAAAAAGGAGUUUCAAACAUGGCAAGUGGAGGACAUACCUCUUUAUGACCUUUACUCAGUGAAGGCUGAUAGUAGAAGUCAACAACUAGUAGUGUUGAAGAAAUGGAUGGAGCAGAAGAGUAUCCUUUUCUUAGGAUACAAACAGUUCUCCUCUAUUGUCUGUGAUAAUGGGACCAACAGUUCAUCAUCAUCUUGCCAAGAGAUUUUACUCAAGGUUCCUUCAAUUCUUAUUUUAGACGAGGGACACAAUCCAAGGAAUGAAAACACAGAUAUGGUACAGUCCCUUGCAAAAGUUCAAACGCCUAGAAAAGUUGUACUAUCAGGAACCCUUUAUCAAAAUCAUGUCAGGGAGGUGUUUAACAUUUUAAAUCUUGUUCGGCCAAAAUUUUUGAAGAUGGAAUCAUCUAGGCCUAUCGUGAGGCGCAUUCAAAGUAGAGUUCAUGUACAGGGUGUGAGAAGCUUCUAUGAUUUAGUUGAAAACACUUUGCAGAAGGACACAGAUUUUAAAAGGAAAGUAGCUGUUAUACAAGAUUUGCGCGAGAUGACGAGCAAGGUACUUCACUACUAUAAAGGAGAUUUUCUUGAAGAGCUUCCUGGUCUUGUUGAUUUUACUGUGGUGCUCACUCUUAGCCCUAGACAGAAGUCUGAAAUUGAGAAAUUAAAAAAGUUAUGUAGAAAGUUCAAGUUAAGUUCUAUAGGCAGUGCUGUCUAUCUGCAUCCUAAACUGAAAUCACUUGCAGAAAAAUGUAGUGAAAAUUCUAUAUCUGAAAACAUAAUUGAUGAUCUCAUUGAGACGUUGGCUUUGAGAGAUGGUGUGAAGUCCAAAUUCUUUUGGAACAUGGUAAAUUUGUGUGAAUCAGCUGGCGAGAAACUUCUAGUAUUUAGUCAAUACUUGUUACCUUUGAAAUAUUUAGAAAGGUUAAUCAUGAAAUGGAAAGGUUGGAGUCUAGGAAGAGAAAUAUUUGUAAUCUCAGGAGAAUCAAGCCCUGAGCACCGAGAAUGGUCCAUGGAAAAAUUUAACAAUUCUCCUGAUGCCAAAGUCUUCUUUGGCUCGAUCAAGGCUUGUGGAGAGGGCAUAUCAUUGGUCGGGGCAUCCCGCAUUAUUAUUGUGGACGUUCAUCUCAAUCCUUCGGUUACUCGCCAAGCUAUUGGUCGUGCAUUCAGACCGGGUCAGAAGAAGAAAGUCUUCGUGUAUCGAUUGGUAUCUGCUGAUUCCCCUGAAGAGGAAGAUCACACUACUUGUUUCAAGAAGGAUUUAAUUUCAAAAAUGUGGUUUGAAUGGAACCAGUACUGUGGUGAUCGAGCUUUUGAAGUUGAAGUAGUUGGUGUGAAAGAAUGUGGCGAUCUCUUUUUUGAAAGUCCAUUGUUAGGUGAAGAUGUCAAGGCUCUGUAUAAAAGGUAGAAUUUCUCUUUCAAUGGAUGUGGGUAAGCUAUUAGUUUUCACUUUCAUUUGAUUGCCCAGUUUUAGCAUUGUAUCUUGUGAUUUAGAACAAACUAGAGAGUUGUCGAAUUGAACCAGAGAUACAGAGUAUAUUAAAUUUUCUGAAUUCUUUUGUGUAUCAUUCGCCAAUUACACAGUUAUUUACUAAUAUGUGUUUUAUUUAUAUGCCAGGUAGAAUGUAGCUUUCAGUGGACAAUGAGUAGGCAAUUAUUUUUUUCUUUUAUGUGGUUUUCAGUUUUAGCAUUGUAUCUUGGUUCAGAACAGUGUAGAGUUACUGAACUGAAUAAGAUUUUAGUCUUUACCCUUUGUGAAGUUAAUUGUGAUCCAUCUCAUCUCGCACUCUGUUGUAGGGUGGUGGGAGAUGUAUAGUAUAUUAAAAUUUCUAAAUUUGUUUGAAUUGCAGCAAUCCUGUUAAUCAUGUAUUUGAGUAUUUCCAUUGAAUCGGCUGAUAAUAAAAAUAUUUC